AUGGACGGAUUCGAAGUAAGACUUCAAUUGGUUUCUAUUCUCAGAAAACUUUCAUCAUCACAAAAUUCGAUUCAAACCACCAUUCGAUUCUUACUUAAACAUCGAUCAAAAUGCGGUGAGGACCUUUGGGAUUGUUUGAUGGAAGAAUGUCAAAAUGCUAGUCUCAAUGCAAGGAUUAAUAUCCUUUACCUCGUGGACUCUCUUCUCAUAACCACUUCAUCAACUUAUUCUAGUUCUCAUACAACAACAAAUAACUCAAAUCCAAAACAUCAAGAAACAAAAACCAUGAAAUCAAAUCCGUCAUCAAAUCCUUUAAAUCAAGAUCAUUUAAAUAAUUAUGGUCAAAUGAUUAAAAAAGAUUUAAAAAGAUUGAUUGAAUUGAUUGUACCCAUUGAAUUUCAAAAAAAAGGUUUAUUGAAUUUAAUGAGUACACAACAAGUUUUGAAAAAUUGGAAAAAUCAAAUUAAUUUAAUCAAUAAGUUUAUUAAUUUAGAUGAGAUUGAAGAGAUUGAAAAUUUGCUUUCAGAACGUAAAACAAUAUUGGCUAAUGCGCCUGUUGAUACGAGACAUUUGGAUAACGAUUUUCUAGAUUUUUCGAAGCGAGAUAUACUUGACCGGAUAGAUGAUGAUCGAGAACGCCACAAACGUCUUCGAGAGCGAAUUUGGGUGUUACCCAUCCCUCCUACCAGUUCAUUAUCUAUACGACCAGGUCCAAGUAACAAGCCAUAUUCUAGUUAUCCAACUCAUCGACUUGCUACACUUCUUUAUACUUCUCUCAGAGCUUCUGCGUCGGAUAAAAGAAUUCUUACGAAUGAAAAACCAUGUUCUCCAGCUCAUCGAUCACAUUUAGCUAGUUCAUCCACAAGUUCAACUACGAGUCCAGAAGAUGAUCGAUCUCCUAUUCGUUCACCUGCACAAUUUUCUUCAUCACGUCCUACUACUCUCAAUCGACAUAAUCCUUCUUCGUAUAAUCUAUCUUAUAAAGAAUGUGACUUGAGUAUUCAAUUGGAAUGUGAUCAAAUGAUCUCUGCGAAUGCCGAGGAUACAGGUGAGGCUGGAUUAGAGAGUAUGGACUGGGAAGCUAUGAGGAUUGAACAUCAAAGGUGUUAUGGACUUCGACCUUCAUCUACUCAUACUCCACCUGAUAGUCCUAAUAUUGAUACUUAG
Melampsora larici-populina 98AG31 is the source of this 1167-nucleotide messenger RNA. RefSeq lists its product as uncharacterized. Gene Ontology annotation, biological process: positive regulation of transcription by RNA polymerase I; positive regulation of DNA-templated transcription, elongation. The record is from RefSeq and is a predicted model, not a curated record. Lineage: Eukaryota; Fungi; Basidiomycota; Pucciniomycetes; Pucciniales; Melampsoraceae. Gene Ontology annotation, cellular component: CTDK-1 complex. The transcript has 4 exons. Bases 1 to 1167 code for a protein of 388 amino acids.